AUAAAUUUUAAAUGGGAAAUUAAUGUACUGCAAUAGAUCAUUGUUCAAAAGCUGAGGUUAUUUUUGAUACAACUAAUAAUGAAAUAUACACAGAGAAUAUAGAAUUAACAGAUAGGCCAUCAGAAGAUUUUGUAUAAUCGAUAAGAAUGAGUUAUAGACCCUAACAAUCAAUUCCAAUAUAGAAAGUAUAGGUUUCGGUAGAAGUUGAAGAUAAGAUAGAGGAACGACCAACUUAUUAGUUUCCAGAUGGAGUUCUAUAUACAGGGUAAUGGAAAGGGACGAUACGGGAGGGUCAUGGAAUAUAAGAAUGUAAAAGGAUUAUAAAAUUAUAAAGGGCCUGAUGGUGCAAGAUAUGAAGGAUAGUUUCACAAUAAUGUACCACAUGGUAGAGGGAAGUUUAUUCAUGCAGAUGGAGAUAUAUAUGAAGGAGAAUGGAAUGAAGGAUAAGCAGAGGGAUAUGGUACUUUUUAUUAUAAACUGAAUGGAAAGUAUGAAGGAGAAUGGAAGGAAGAUGUUUAACAUGGAUUUGGGAAAUAAGAAUGGCCAGAUGGAUCACGUUAUGAAGGUAAUUAUGUAAAUGGAAUGAAACAUGGGGAAGGAAAUUAUUAUUGGGCAGAUGGUACAUCAUAUUAGGGAGAAUGGGCAUAGAAUUAAUUUAAUGGAUAAGGAGUAUAUGCAUGGGCAAAUGGAAGAUCAUUUGAAGGAUCAUUUUUAAAUGGUUUUAUGCAUGGAUAUGGUAUAUAUAAAUGGCCUGAUGGAAAAUCAUAUUAAGGAGAGUUUAAAAAUGAUAAAAAGGAUGGUUUUGGUGUUUAUACAUGGGCAGAUGGAAAGAGAUAUGAAGGAAGUUUUGCAGAUGGAUUAUAGAAUGGAAGAGGAACUAUGGUAUUUUAAGAUGGAACGAUCAAGUAGGGUAUUUGGGAGAAGGGAAAGAGAAUGGGAUGGUUAGAUGAAAAUAAUGAAUUGCAAAAAAGUUUAAUAAUGAGUUAGAUUGGAAAUUAGAGCUUAUAUUAAAGUUAGUUGCCAAGUUAAGUAAGAAUGGUUUAGGAUUGA
Paramecium sonneborni is the source of this 1050-nucleotide messenger RNA. NCBI's taxonomy places the organism in Eukaryota, Ciliophora, Oligohymenophorea, Peniculida, Parameciidae. The record is from the annotation of a GenBank genome assembly.